This is a messenger RNA of Lagopus muta (rock ptarmigan), 2331 nucleotides long. RefSeq names its product WD repeat domain 5 (gene WDR5). Gene Ontology annotation, molecular function: histone binding. Lineage: Eukaryota; Metazoa; Chordata; Aves; Galliformes; Phasianidae. Bases 301 to 1305 code for a protein of 334 amino acids. Gene Ontology annotation, cellular component: Set1C/COMPASS complex. The transcript is spliced from 14 exons. The record is from RefSeq and is a predicted model, not a curated record.
GAGAGAGCGGCAUUGUGCAGCCUUUGGCCUACAGCGCGCAUGCGCCGUGCCACAUUCCCCGCCUGGCGGCCCCGGAGCUGCCGCCGCCGCCGCGUUUCCCCCCCCUCCGCCCCUCCCGCGGCAGCGCACCCCGCCUCGCCGCGGUGGAGGAGGCGGCGGUGCCGGGUUCCCGCUCUUUCCCCUUCCCCCGGGUUUUGUUUCCAGAGCAGCCCUGCUCCCUGUGGUAAGGGCUGCCUUGUGAAGCAGCGCGUUCAUUCUCCCCUUCAAGCACCAUAAGUCUCGUUUGCCAGCUUCAGAACCAUGGCAACAGAAGAAAAGAAACCAGAUGCAGAAUCCACCAAAACACAAUCGACUCCUUCCUCCUCAACCAAUCAGAGCAAGCCUGCACCAGUGAAACCAAACUAUGCUCUAAAGUUCACGUUAGCAGGACAUACAAAGGCAGUCUCGUCUGUAAAGUUUAGUCCUAAUGGAGAGUGGCUAGCCAGCUCCUCUGCUGACAAACUUAUUAAAAUUUGGGGAGCAUAUGAUGGCAAGUUUGAAAAAACGGUGUCUGGCCAUAAGCUGGGUAUCUCUGAUGUCGCUUGGUCAUCAGAUUCCAACCUUCUUGUCUCUGCCUCUGAUGAUAAAACUCUAAAAAUAUGGGAUGUAAGCUCGGGUAAGUGCUUAAAGACAUUGAAGGGGCACAGUAACUACGUUUUCUGCUGCAACUUCAACCCUCAAUCAAACCUCAUCGUUUCUGGCUCAUUCGAUGAAAGCGUGAGGAUAUGGGAUGUGAAGACAGGGAAGUGCCUCAAGACGUUGCCUGCUCAUUCUGACCCAGUUUCAGCUGUGCAUUUUAAUCGUGAUGGAUCCCUGAUAGUGUCAAGUAGCUAUGAUGGACUCUGUCGAAUCUGGGAUACAGCGUCAGGACAGUGCUUGAAAACACUCAUUGAUGAUGAUAACCCUCCUGUGUCUUUUGUGAAGUUCUCCCCAAAUGGCAAAUACAUUCUAGCUGCAACUUUGGACAACACUCUUAAGCUUUGGGACUACAGCAAAGGAAAGUGCCUGAAGACAUACACAGGACACAAAAAUGAGAAGUACUGCAUAUUUGCCAACUUCUCCGUUACUGGUGGAAAGUGGAUUGUAUCCGGUUCAGAAGACAACCUGGUUUACAUUUGGAACCUUCAGACAAAAGAGAUUGUACAGAAAUUACAAGGGCACACAGAUGUUGUGAUCUCAACAGCUUGCCACCCGACAGAAAACAUCAUCGCAUCAGCAGCUCUAGAAAACGACAAAACAAUUAAACUGUGGAAGAGUGACUGUUAAACGCUCCAGCAUCACUUGAGAGACUGUCAGGAAAAAAAAGAAAUGUUUUUAAAAAAAGAAAUAAAAAUAAAAAAUUUAAAAACCACAUGAGAAUAAUAAAUCCAGUUUGGCAGGAAACCUGAAGAACAUUUGAUAAAGUGGUUUCUGUUAGUCUUGGCCCAAAGAAAACGUCUUAGCUCUUUGCUAGAACCGGGCAGCAUGGUGGGGAGGAUAAAAAAAAACAAAGGUGCAGUGUCUCCUUUCCUUGCCUGAUCUUUUGGCAGACAAAUGGAUCGUUCUGACACGGCGUUACGAGUGUCAGCCUGGUGUUGGGCACCCAAAGAUACUGUAUUUAUGGUGGCAUUACUUCUGCUGCUGCUUAAGGAAGAGCUGCCAGCCUGCUUUGUGACAGUAAGUUAAGUCAUGAGCCUAGAGAUGCGUGGAUUUCUUUUUUUUUUUUUUAAAUGUCUAAUUUUUUUAUUUUUUCAGAAUGUAGGUUUUAGUCUCUUGGAAGUUUCUGUAUUGUUUUAAAUAGGAGUACUGCAUCUUUAAGGGUGCUUCAUUUUAAACACUCAGCUCAAACUUUGUGACCAAAUAAAACCAUGCAGUUCCAGAUUUUCCCCCUUCCUGCCCCUGACUUGACUCCUGUGGUGAAAUCUCCUCUUACCUUCUGUAUAGUUGCUUACCUCUUGUUACGUGUGUUUAAUAGAUGCUGUUCUAGAGCAAAGUUACAUUUCUGUUAACCAUUAAAAUGAAUUCUGCUUGUAGUUGUUCUCAGCAUAUUUUAUUUUUUUUUUCUUCUGGCUAAAAGGAAGCUCACACCACACUGUAAAGUUAUUUCAAUGUAAAAAGAAAAACCAACCCCAGACUUUUGUAUUUGGAAAAAUCCAUCGUAUGAAACUGUACUGCUAAUAGCAUGACUCUGUAUCUAUUUCAGCGUUGGUAUUUCUUUCCUCUUUUGUCAUAGCCACGUAGUGUUUACACAUCCAAACAACUGCCAUAUGCCGUAAUAAAAAGGUGGGAUUUUCUGUGUGUGCUUGUUGGUAA